Molecule: messenger RNA, 1986 nt
Organism: Closterium sp. NIES-67
Lineage: Eukaryota; Viridiplantae; Streptophyta; Zygnematophyceae; Desmidiales; Closteriaceae
Source: the annotation of a GenBank genome assembly
CACCUUCGACUUUCUUCAUUCCCCGUGACCUUCUCCCCCGCUAGCAAGCGAUAGAUUCUGCUCCUGACUCACCACUAGCAGGAUUCUGUCGCGGCGAAUCUCCUAUUACCGCCACUAUUGCCGCGCGGGCAUUUGUCCGUGCAUUACGACAGUUAUACUCUCCCAGGACAGGCAAAUCGGCUGAGAUGAGUGGCGUUGGUGUUGGCGUUGGCAGUGGCGGUGGCGGUGCUGUCCGUUGCGCGCCGAAUCGGUUCACUCCGAUCGCGAACACACCCUCACUCUCCUCGUUGCCCGAUCGUGUUUGCUUCGUAAACAGCCAUGUCGAAUCAUCCUCUACCGCGUACACCUCUUUCGGUUGGGGAAACUCGAUAAUACCGCUGAGUUUGCGGUGCUCCUCCGCGUUACAAGGGGGCAGUUCCCAUACGCGUUAUAAGAACCUCUCUUCAGCUGUUUUUACUCUCCCCGCAGCAGCCAUUAGCCCUAAUUGCGCCCUGAGGGACGUUUCCGCGAAUUGCACUGGCAACGCGCGGAGCCUUCGUUACAAGCACAUGGACGGCGAUGACCGAUUCAACGGUCCAGAUCAGAAACGAUCAACCGAUGCGAGGCAAUUCGACGGACUAACCGCGCAGCCCACACUGGAGCGCGACGCGGCAUCCGAGGCUGCCGCUUGCGCCCCCGCUCACCCUGACAUCACUCACCGCUCUCCCUCCAACGGCCAUCUCUCCUCUCCCAGACCCUUCCCUUUUUCCUCCUCUUCUUUCCCCUCCUCCUCCUCCCCCCCUCCAUCGUCCGUCUCUCACCUCCCGCCGCUCCCCCCAUCCUUCCCUACAUCCCCCUCGUCCAGUAACCCGUCCAGUAACCCGUCCAGUAACCCGUCCAGUAACCCGUCCAGUAGCCCGUCCAGUAACCCGUCCAGUAACCCGUCCAGUAACCCGUCCAGUAACCCGUCCAGUAACCCGUCCAGUAACCCGUCCAGUAGUCCUUCCCGCUCCUCCUCCACUCCCGCCCUCUCGCCCUCCCUCUCUCCCCCUCCUCACCCCGGUCUCCUACUGCCGGCUGUGCCUGCCAAUGUGGCGGCGGCAGUGGCCGCACUAAAAGCGCGCCAAGUGAUAGCAGUCCCCACCGAUACCAUCUACGGCUUUGCUGCGGAUGCCAGGUCAGCUGAGGGGAUAGCGCACAUUUACGCGAUCAAGGGCCGGGAUUUCAACAAGCCUCUGGCGAUCGCCGUAGCAGACAUUGCUGACGUGGCAGUGUACGCUGAGACCAAGCACCUGCCGCCCGCUCUCCUGCCGGCACUUCUUCCUGGUCCAGUCACUCUCGUGCUGCCCCAAAGUCCCACCUCCCCCAUACACCCCUCCCUCACGCGCACCGUCCCCUCCAUCGCGGUCCGCAUCCCCGACUUCCCCUUCGUGCGCUCCCUCUCACGCCUGCUCGCCGCCCCCCUCGCCCUCACCUCCGCCAACCUCUCCGGGCGCCCCUCCGCCAUAGCAGCAGAGGAGUUUUGGGAGCUGUGGGGGGCAUGCGCUGCGGUGUUUGACGGGGGAAAGCAAGGGGAGGAGAGGCGCCGGGGGUCGACUAUUGUGGAGCUGGUGGAAAGGGGGAAGUUUAGAGUGAUCCGCGCGGGCAGUGCUCUUCCCAGCACCUUGGCCACGCUGCAGCAGUUCGACAUGGAGGAAGUUUCCUCAUGACACAGGCAGCAAAACGUGGAAUAAUAACUGAAGCUUCCUUGUAGGGAGAAGGUCCCUCUUGUAGCCAUGUGGGCGUCAUGCUGGUCAAAAGUCCCUCUCUCGGUUGACACUUCUGAGGCUGAGCGCUGCGCUUGCGCACCUUCGCUUGCCCUAGUAUGGUGGCUACUCUACACAGCUCCACUUCACUACACUAUGCCGACAUGUAUGAAACACUUCUGUACCCUUUUUUAGCGGAAAGUUUUCCGCUUUCUAUCCUUUCUGUGAUGCAUUGUCUUGAUACAAGUGCACUGUAAAUGUG